GAUGUGGCCAAACACCUACUUUACUUACUUUUCCCCAUUUUUUUUUUAAAAAAAAUAGGAAAUGAAUAUUCUUCAACUUGCUCUAUAAAUUGUGAUAAGCUCAAAAUCCUCAAACACAUUAAUAAAAUGAGAAAAUUGUGACAAAGAAGAAUAUACACAUUUAUAACAGAGAGAGCAAAGAGAGGGAAAUCAUACAAGGGGUAGCCAUUGUUGUUGGAAUUUCCUUCUCUCCCUCUCCCUGUAUACAAAUUUGUAUAAAUUUCUAUAAUUUGUCUUAAUUUUCUCAUUUUGUGAAAAUGGCUCAAUAAUUUAUUGGAUUUUGUGAAAUUACUUUAAAAGAUUGUUGAGAAAAUUAAUCUAUUUGGAGAAAUUGAUUCAAGAAUAUGUUGGGUUUGUGUAAUUACUAUACAUUUGUAGAAAAAAAUUUAAUCUAUGUCAAGAAAUUGAUUCAAGAAUUUGUUAGGUUUGUGUAAUUACUAUAAAUUUGUAGAAAAAAUUUAAUCUUUGUGAAGAAAUUGAUUUAAUACUUUGUGGGGUUCGUGAAAUCACUAAUAACAUGUUGAAAAAAUUAAUCUUUUUGAAGAAAUUGAUUUAAAAUUUUGUUGGUUUUGUAGAAUUGGUAUAAAUUUGUAGAAAAAUUCAAUCUUUGUGAAGAAAAUUGGUUCAAAGCUUUGUUGGUUUUGUGUAAUUUCUAUAAAUUUGUAGAAAAAUUCAAUCUUUUUGAACAAACUUGGUUCAAAACUUUGUUGGUUUUGUGGAAUUGCUAUAAAUUUGUAGAAAAAUUCAAUCUUUUUGAAGAAAAUUGGUUCAGAAAUUUAUUGGUUUUGUGGCAUUACUAUAAAUUUGUUGAUUAGUUCAACCUUUUUGAAGAAUAGGUUGAUAAUUGUUGAGUAAUGGAGGGAGAGGUUGGAACAUCAUCAACAAUGGAAGUUAAUGGCAAUUGUUUAGAUGAAUCAAAAUCAACUAAGUUUCCUUUGACAUAUUGGGAGAUUUCUAUGGCUGGUGGGGUUGUUUUGAGUUUUGUAUUGGGACUUAUUUGUGUGUAUUUGACUAUGCCUGCUUCAGAUUAUAGCUUCCUUAAGCUUCCUCGAAAUCUCGAAGAUCUCCAAAUACUCAAGGAUCACCUGGAGGAUUAUACAAGUGACUACACUGUUCAAGUUCUCGUGGGGUACUGUGCGGUCUACAUUUUUAUGCAGACAUUUAUGAUCCCGGGAACUAUUUUCAUGUCGUUGCUUGCUGGUUCUCUCUUUGGAAUCUUCAAAGGUGUAGCGUUAGUUGUUUUCACUGCUACUGCUGGUGCAUCGUCUUGCUAUUUUCUAUCCAAAAUGAUAGGGAAGCCCCUCGUGUUUUCACUCUGGCCUGAUAAGUUGACGUUUUUCCAAGCGCAGGUGGCUAAAAGGAGGGAGGGGCUGCUGAAUUACAUGCUUUUCUUGAGAGUCACACCGACGCUGCCAAACACAUUUAUCAACGUGGCUUCGCCGAUUGUAGAUGUUCCUUACCAUAUAUUCCUCUUGGGAACCGUCGUCGGGGUCAUUCCUGCCACUUACGUCACUGUCCGGGCUGGAUUAGCUCUUGGUGAGUUACAAUCAGUUGGUGAUCUUUAUGACUUCAACUCAAUAGCUACCUUAUUCCUUAUUGGUCUUGUAUCUGUUACUCCCACAUUGAUUGGCAACAAGAGUUAGCGGCCACAACGUCUAAAUCCUGGAUCCGCCACUGAUUAUCUGUUGUAUAUAUUAGCGUAGACUCAGGUGGAUUGUACCCUUAAAAUCUCGAUCCUAGAUAGCUCGUGUCGUCGAAUGCUACUGUUGAAUGGUUGGAUCAACUAUAUUGUGAAAAGGAAAAUUAUUGUUGGUUUUUUUGUG
Molecule: messenger RNA, 1862 nt
Organism: Capsicum annuum
Lineage: Eukaryota; Viridiplantae; Streptophyta; Magnoliopsida; Solanales; Solanaceae
Exons: 4
Coding region: 894-1682 (262 amino acids)
Source: RefSeq, a predicted model, not a curated record